AUGAGUGCAACCAACGGUCAUACCAAUGGUUCAACAAAUGGCGUCGAGCUUAAUGGGAAUGGCUUCCAUUCUUCAAGUUCAGACGGCAGCAACACACCCCCCGAAACGAAUGGAACUACCAAUGGCCAUACCAAUGGUUACACAAAUGGCUUCAGCAAACUCCCCGAAGCUGGAGCAGAACCUAUCGCCAUCAUCGGCAUGGGAAUGAGACUUCCUGGCGGAGUUCAUGAUUCGGAGUCUUUCUGGAAAAUGCUCAUUGAAAAGAGAGAGGCACGUUGCCGCGUACCCGCGGAUCGGUACAACGUUGACGCUUUCUACAACAAAACGAAAAAGCCCCAAAGUGUCGCGACAGAUUCGGGGUACUUCUUAGAGGAUAUUAACCUUGACGACUUUGAUUCCGGGUUCUUCAAUCUGGGUAAAAAGGAACUCGACAGACUGGACCCGCAACAGCGGCUCCUAAUGGAAGUCGUUUGGGAAACGCUGGAAAAUUCCGGUGAAACUAACUGGAGAGGGGAGAACGUUGGUUGCUAUAUUGGCGUCUUCGGAGAGGAUUGGCUAGAGACUCAGCUACGAGAUACCCAGGAGAUGGGCUCGUAUCGGAUCACGGGCCAUGGAGACUAUGUUCUUGCGAACAGAGUUUCUUACGAAUUCGAUUUCAAGGGUCCCAGUUUGGUCAUCAAGACUGGCUGUUCAUCUUCGCUUAUAGGCCUUCAUAUGGCUUGUGACGCUCUUCGGAACGGUGAUUGCACGUCCGCAGUUGUUGCUGGCACAAAUCUCAUCAUGACACCAACAAUGACGAUUGCCAUGACAGAACAAGGCGUUGUGUCGCCAACUGGCACGUGCAAGUCAUUUGAUGCCAGCGCUGAUGGUUAUGCGAGAGGAGAAGCCGUGAAUUGCGUCUAUAUCAAGAAAUUGAGCGACGCAAUUCGUGACGGUGAUCCGAUUCGAGGUGUUGUUCGAUCAACAGCUAUAAACUGCGACGGAAAAACUCCUGGAAUCUCAUACCCUAAUACAGAUGCUCAUGAAACACUGAUGAGGAGAGCCUACAAAGUCGCCGGCAUUGAUAACUUUUCGGAAACGGCCAUGGUAGAAUGCCACGGGACCGGCACACCUAUCGGUGAUCCUGUUGAGACCAACGCAGUAGCAAGAGUUUUUGGAAAGGAUGGUGUCAUCAUCGGAGCUGUGAAACCAAAUGUUGGGCACUCGGAAGGUGCCUCGGGUUUAACGAGCACCUUCAAAAUGCUUUUGGCAAUGGAAAAGUUGACGAUUCCCCCGAAUAUGCGUUUCAAGAAUGGAAAUCCAAAAAUUCCAUUUGAAGCUUCAAAACUCACCGUGCCGCUGGAGCCUAUGGCUUGGCCCGUAGGCCGAAAGGAGAGAGUUAGCGUCAAUUCCUUCGGAAUUGGGGGCUCAAAUGCCCACGUUGUCAUUGACUCUGCUGCGGCGUGGAACGUUGGUCGUCCCAAGUCGUUGGCUUCUAAUGCUCUCGCUCGACCUGAGUUGCUCGUAUUCUCUGCCAACCACCAGGAAUCUCUCAAGAGAGUUACUCAGAAUUAUGAGAAAUUCAUCGAAGAAAGAAGCGCAAGUUUGAGUGAUCUUGCCUACACUUUGGCAUCAAGGAGAACCCAUAUGCAAUAUCGAUCAUUUACCGUCGCCGGCCUCGACGAGCCACUGACCUUUGCUCCACCUAUCAGACCAGGAAAUCAGCGAGUCCUAGUUUUUGUUUUCACCGGCCAAGGUGCCCAAUGGGCAGGUAUGGGUAAAGAGCUGUUGACCGAUUACCCCUCCUUCCAGGAUGAUAUCAGAGCGAUGGACAAGACCCUCGCGCAUUGUCCAGAUCCUCCCUCUUGGACAAUAGAAGGCAUGUGCUCCACUUAUACAGAUGAGCUGUUGAAGCCACAGGCAACUAGUUUGAUUAACCGUCCUGAAAUGUCCCAACCGCUAUGCUCCGCUGUCCAGAUUGCCCUUGUAAACCUCUUCCGGUCGUGGGACGUCAAGCCCCAGGCCGUGGUGGGUCAUUCAAGUGGUGAAAUAGCCGGUGCGUACGCUGCGGAAGCAAUCACUGCAGAUGAGGCUAUCUUGAUGGCAUACUAUAGGGGCCAAGUCAUGAAAUUACAAGGCCUUGCCGGAGGUAUGGCUGCGAUUGGUUUGGGGCGUGAUGCAGUCACCCCUUUCCUGGUUCCCGGCGUAGUCAUUGCUUGUGAAAACAGCCCUGAGAGCGUUACACUAUCUGGUGAUGCAGACAAACUGCUCGAAGUCAUGGACACCAUUGGACAAGCCAAUCCAGACAAAUUGGUACGGCGUCUGAAAGUAGACAUGGCUUAUCAUUCCCAUCACAUGGCGGCCAUUGGCGAGCAGUAUCAAGCCUUGAUCCAGGAUAAGGUCUCCAGUCGUAAACCGACAGUGCCAUUCUUCUCCAGUGUCACCGGAAAAGCCAUCAGACAAGCCGGCAAGCUGGAUGCAGCUUACUGGAGAUCUAAUCUUGAAUCGCCUGUGCUUUUCAGCACAGCUGUGAAGUCCAUCCUGGGCCCUGCAGUCCAAAACAGUUUGUUCAUCGAAAUUGGGCCCCACUCCGCCCUUGCUGGGCCUCUCCGACAGAUAUUCAGCACUGCAACCGGUAGCCAUGCCUAUCUCUCCACUUUGCAAAGGAACAAUAAUGGUACCAAAACUUUCCUGUCUGCCAUUGGGCAACUGCAUUGCCACGGGACGAAACUGGACUUCUCAAUUAUGAAUCCAAGCCGAACUGUUCUUCCAGAUUUGCCGCUGUAUCCUUGGCAUUAUGAGAGGAAGUUCUGGAAUGAGUCGCGCCUGUCCAAGGCAUAUCGGUACCUUAAAUUCCCUCACCAUGACGUCCUCGGAUCUCGUGUUGCUGAAGUCAAUGACUUUGAACCGACAUGGCGCAACAUCUUGAAGUUGGACAAUGUACCCUGGAUCGCAGACCACAAGAUCUCUACAGACAUUGUGUUCCCAGCUGCUGGUUAUCUCUCCAUGGUGGGAGAGGCAAUCCGCCAACUCACCACUUCCGAAGACUAUACUGUCAGAAAUGUCACACUCACCGCCGCUAUGGUUCUUGAAGACUCAAAGGACACGGAAGUGAUGACGAGCCUGCGGCCCAGUCGACUAACCGUCUCUCUCGACUCGGAUUGGUAUGACUUUACUGUCACGUCUUAUAAUGGAGCUGCGUGGACCAAACACUGUGUUGGCCAAGUUCGUAGUGGCUUUGAGACAGAUUUGGUCGGCACUACGAAGCUUGAUAAGCUUCCGCGCGAAGUGUCUACUCAUCACUGGUACGCCGCGAUGCGAAAAGUGAGCUUGAAUUAUGGUCCAGCUUUCAGUGGGUUGGACAACAUAUCCGCUGGCGUAAAUGAGCAUACAGCGGUUGCCGAUGUCAAGAACUGGGAGCGCGAGGACGAGUCCCCUUACUCUCUUCACCCUGCAACGCUUGAUCCUUGCUUUCAGCUGGUCAGUGCUGCCCUUGCCUACGGUCAAGCACGCAAGCUUAACCAGAUGUGCUUGCCCACUUCUAUCGAUUUCCUUUCGAUACGAAAGAGUGUUUCAGACGUUCGCAUGUUUGCCGAGACGGUAUCCUCCCGAAAGGGCGUUGUCAUCGGCGACGCUUUCGGGGCAACAAACGGCGAGCCGGUCAUGCGCCUGAGAGGGUUGAGGCUCUCACCCGUGGAGAACGAUUCUGGAAAUGAUCCAGAUCCUCACGCAGCCAUUCAGCUUGAAUGGAAGCCGGACAUCGACUUCCUCCAAAACAAAGACUUGAUACGAACAGUCAAGAGUGUGAGGGAAACCCACAAGCUUGGUGAGAAGUUGACCGCAUUGUGCAUCCUCGAGACUAGCUCUCGAGUUUCCAGCUUGAAGUCGGAACAGCCCCAUUUGAAUCAAUUCAUUGCCUGGAUUGCGAAACAGGUAUUGCGCAUUGAGGCAGGUGACUAUGCACUUGUGGACGAUGCAAAAGAUCUAGCAAAGCUUGACCAAAAGGCUCGCAUGAGUCUUAUUGACGAGACUUCUACCGCUUUGAAGGCUACAGACUCGCCCGCUGCCGGCACAGCUCUGGCAAGAAUUGUUGAGAAUAUCCAAGAUAUUAUUGAUGGGAAGGUUGAUCCUCUUGAGCUGCUCAUGAAGGAUGAUAUCCUGACUGAGAUUUACAACUUUGCUGGCCAGUGGGAUUACACAGAUUUCUUCAGUUCGCUAACCCACAAGAAACCACACCUGAAGAUUUUGGAAAUUGGUGCCGGUACUGGUGGUACAACAGACAUCAUCUUGAAGAACCUCUCUUCCACGUUUGGUGAGCGAAUGUAUGCGAAGUACACCUUCACGGAUAUCUCUGCUGGAUUCUUCGGUGCUGCCAAGGAACGGUUCCACAACUAUGCUGCUAUCGACUAUGCUGUUCUGGACGUCAGCAAAGACCCGAUUGCGCAAGGCUUUGAGGCAAACUCAUACGACCUGAUCGUUGCAACCAAUGUCAUUCAUGCAACCCCAGUUCUCCAGGAAUCGCUCUCCAAUAUCCACAAAUUGCUUCAACCUAACGGCCAAUUGUUCCUCCAGGAACUGUGCCCAGAUUCCAAAUGGGUCAACUACAUCAUGGGCUUGUUCCAAGGCUGGUGGCUUGGAGAAGCAGACAAUCGAUUUGAGCAACCAUUCGUCUCGCCCCAGAGAUGGGACGAAGAGCUGAAGAAAUCUGGAUUCUCCGGAGCUGAAACAGUGUUGUAUGAUGACGAGAAACCUUACCAGAAUAACGCCAAUAUUCUAGCCCGACCCGCGACUGUAGACAAAUCUGGCAAGACCGUCACUCUGUUGUCGGCAAAGUCAACAGACUCCGCUGUCACAGAACUGGAGACUGUUUUGAAAGGCCGAGGCUUCGGAGUGGACGUCAUUGAGUAUCCCCAACUACCUCCAGCCAAGCAGGAUAUCAUUGCAGUCGUGGAUCUUGCUGAACCUUUCUUCACCGAUAUCGAGGCCGAAAAGUUGAAGAGCUUCCAAGACUAUACUUUGCAUCUGCAGAACGAGAAUAUCGGUAUGCUCUGGGUAACUCAAUCUUCCCAAAUCCUGUGCAAAGAUCCGCGCUACGCUCAAGCAAUCGGAAUUGCCAGAACAGCUCGUUCCGAGUUGGGGGUUUCCCUUGCAACUUUGGAGCUAGACACUGUCAGUCCGGACAACUGGGGCCGUGUGGCUGAUGUGUUCUCUAAAUUCCAGCGUCGAACCAAGGAAGAAGAAGUGGACUCUGACAUGGAAUUUGCGGUCGCCGAGAAUAUCAUCUAUACCAGUCGUUUCCACUGGAUAUCUGUCAACAAGGAGCUGUCUCAGACUGCUGCAAGCAGAAUGCCGAAAAGGCUGGAAGUUGAAAAGAAAGGCAUGAUUGAAACCCUUCACUGGGCGCAGUUCCCCGAACCCGAGUUGAAGAGUGACGAGGUGAUCGUGGAAACUCACGCCAUCGGCAUGAACUUCAAAGAUGUUCUCAUCUCUAUGGGCAUUGUUGAUGCCCAGAGAAGCGACAGCAGUGGGUUAGGAUGCGAGUGUGCGGGAUUCAUCCGCAAGGUAGGCUCUGCAGUCACUCGACUAGCACCAGGAGACCGUGUUGUCGUUCAAGCGACUGGCACUCUGGAGACUCGGGUGAAGGCCAACUCGAAGCUUUGUGUCAAGAUACCCAACAGCCUUAGCUUCGAGGAUGCUGCUACAAUGCCGGUCGUCUAUGGCACAGUGGUUCAUUCCGUCAUGGAUUUGGGCCAUCUUGAGAAAGACCAGACCAUUCUCAUCCACUCGGCUGCAGGUGGAGUAGGUAUUGCUGCGAUUCAGAUUGCCCAAUAUAUUGGCGCAGAGAUUUACUUGACCGUCGGCAACGAGGACAAGGUCAAAUAUCUUAUGGAUACCUAUGGCAUUGCUCGGGAUCACAUUUUCCACUCCAGAGAUGCAUCCUUCCUACCCGACAUCUUACGGGCGACUAACGGCAAAGGAGUGGACAUGGUGCUCAACUCUCUUUCGGGUGAUUUGCUUCACGCUUCUUGGCAAUGUGUGGCUCAAUACGGAAAAAUGCUCGAAAUCGGAAAGCGUGAUUUCAUAGGCCAAGGAAAAUUAGGAAUGUCCCUCUUCGAAGCAAACCGAUCGUUCUUUGGUAUUGAUCUCGCUGUCAUGGCCGAAGAGCGUCCAGAUGUGAUCCACAAACUGCUCAAUAAAGUCCUUCAAUUAUACAUCCGGGGUGCCAUCAAGCCAGUCAGGCCCAUCAAGGUAUUCGAAGCGGCUCAAAUCAAGGAUGCAUUCCGUUAUAUGCAACAGGGACAGCACAUGGGCAAGAUUGUUCUGAAAAUGCCCCUCAAUCCCGAAGAGUUGGCAGGAACAUCAACAGCUAAAAAGCUCACUCUUCGCCCAGAUGUUUCAUACUUGAUGAUCGGUGGCCUGGGUGGUCUCGGUCAAGCAAUCUCGACAUGGAUGGCUGAAAGCGGAGCUAAGAACUUAAUUUUCCUUUCAAGAUCAGCAGGAAAGACAGAGGCUCAUAAAUCCUAUUUCAAGGAGCUCGAGACUAUGGGAUGCUCUGUGCAGGCAUUUGCUGGCAGUGUGUCUGUCUUGGCCGACGUUGAAAACGUGGUAAAAAAUGCAACGAUGCCCAUUGGGGGUGCUAUGCAGAUGUCCAUGGUCUUGAGAGAUCAAGCCUUUGCGAGGAUGUCGAUUGAUGAAUGGAAUGCAGCUGUCGCUCCUAAGGUCGAUGGGACCUGGAAUCUUCACAAAGCUCUGGAGAAGGAGACUCUGGACUUCCUCAUCCUCUUCUCAUCAUUCUCCGGACUCGUCGGGCAGUGGGGUCAAGUCAACUACAACUCCGGCAACACAUUCCUUGACGCUUUCGUGCAAUAUCGCCACGGCCUUGGGCUCCCAGCAUCAGUCUUGGAUAUUGGAUGUGUCGUGGAUGCUGGCUACGUCAGCGAGAAUCAAUCUGUUCUAGACACAUUGCUCUCCACUUCCCUCCACGGCCUACACGAACAAGAUGUCUUGGACUCCCUUCAAAUGAUGAUGGGUCGCUCUGCUCCAGCGCCAGCAUCUCCCGCCAAGACCUAUACCAACCCAGGACAGGUCGGCAUCGGUCUUCGCUCAACCAUGCCCCUGGCAGAGCCCGGAAACCGCAGUAUCUGGAAACGAGACCCUCGUAUGGCAGUUUAUCGCAACCUGGAAGCCGCGUCCUCGAGUUCGGCUGCAUCAGAUAAUGAGCCUCUCCGACUCUUCUUAGCAGAUGCCCACGCCAAGCCUGCCAUGCUUACUGAGAAAGCCAGUGCGGAGUUCCUUGCUCGCGAAAUUGGGCUUCGACUCUUCAUCAGUCUGAUGAAGCCAGAGGAGGAUCUCGAUAUAACCCUUGCACCUACAGCCCUCGGGUUAGACUCACUCAUCGCGAUUGACCUACGAAAUUGGUGGCGCGAGAGCUUCGGGUUCCCUGUCACGGUUUUGGAGAUGAUGAACGCGAAGUCGAUUGUGGAGCUGGGAGAGCUGGCGGCUAAGAAGCUCUUGGAAAAGUUGCAGCCAUCAGAAGACAAGCCGAGUGACUCGUGA
Molecule: messenger RNA, 7536 nt
Organism: Lachnellula hyalina
Lineage: Eukaryota; Fungi; Ascomycota; Leotiomycetes; Helotiales; Lachnaceae
Gene: FUM1
Product: Highly reducing polyketide synthase
Exons: 14
Coding region: 1-7536 (2511 amino acids)
Biological process (GO): fatty acid biosynthetic process; secondary metabolite biosynthetic process
Molecular function (GO): fatty acid synthase activity; oxidoreductase activity; phosphopantetheine binding
Source: RefSeq, a predicted model, not a curated record